CUUUUGGUAAGUGUCCUGGGAAGGCAUUUGUUUAAGUUUAGGUGUCUAAUGGAUACUAUUCUCUGGGCCUGCUACUUGCUCUUCUUCUCAUUCCUCACUUUUAAAAAGAUAAUUUAUACUCCAAGCACUGUCUAAUGGAGAUAUAAUACCAGCCACAAAUAUAAUUUAAAAUUUUAUAAUAGCCACAUUAAAAAGAAGCAGGUGAAAUUCAUUUUCAUAAUUUAUUUAACCCAAUAUGUAUAAAAUAUUACCAUUUCAACAGGUGAGUGAUCUAAAAAUUACUGGGAUGUUUUACAUUCUCUUCUUAUACUACUGUGUAUUUCUUUUCAAAAUCUGGUGUGCAUUUUACACUUAUAGCACCUCUCAACCUGGACUAGCCUCAUUUCACAUGCUCAGUAGCCACGUGUGGCCUGUGGCCUUCAUAUUGAAGAGUGCAGGUCUGUACAGACAUGCAUGCUUAUCUGACCUGCAUGCUAAUUCGUUUAUUGCAUGGGUGUGUGUGUGUGUAACCAGUUUGUAUGUGAGAAUUAGUGUCCCCCUGUUUUGGAGCAGACAUGUGGACCACGUGAUGGACUUUUGAAGGAAAUGGCACCAAGAGUGAUGUCCAGAGCCACUUGAUGAGUAUCUGUUGAAGAGAUGCACAUGGCAGGGGCUGUCUGGCUGCCUCAGGGCCACUGUUGUCUGCUCAGCUCUAUUUGUAGCAGCAUCUUAUCUUUCUGUGGGGGAAACGUGAACUAAUAUGUCCAAGUGAUUAGUUCUGGGUCUCCCUGUUUCACACUUCCUUUGUACGGCUGAUCCAGGGGAGCUUUUGUGGUGGCUAGCAUCCAUAAUGACCAAAGAUGAGAUCUUAAGAGAUAUUUUUGUCCUGGGAUUUCGUUAUCCAUAGCUCUAUGUUUCUUCUUGUCCCCACAGUGAUGCACCAUGCCAAUAGUGGAUAAGUUGAAGGAGGCCCUGAAACCCGGCCGCAAGGACUUGGCUGAUGAUGGAGAACUGGGGAAGCUUCUUGCCUCCUCUGCCAAGAAGGUCCUUUUACAGAAGAUCGAGUUCGAGCCAGCCAGCAAGAGCUUCUCCUACCAGCUGGAGUCCUUAAAGAGCAAAUAUGUGUUGCUCAACCCCAAAACAGAGGGAGCUAGUCGCCACAAGAGUGGAGAUGACCCACUGGCCAGGAGACAGGGCAGUGAGCACACAUAUGAGGGCUGUGGUGACGGAGUCCCAGCCCCGCAGAAAGUGCUUUUCCCCACGGAGCGACUGUCUCUGAGGUGGGAGCGGGUCUUCCGUGUGGGCGCAGGACUCCACAACCUUGGCAACACCUGCUUUCUCAAUGCCACCAUCCAGUGCUUGACCUACACACCACCUCUAGCCAACUACCUGCUCUCCAAGGAGCAUGCUCGCAGCUGCCACCAGGGAAGCUUCUGCAUGCUGUGUGUCAUGCAGAACCACAUCGUCCAGGCCUUCGCCAACAGCGGCAACGCCAUCAAGCCCGUCUCCUUCAUCCGAGACCUGAAAAAGAUCGCCCGGCACUUCCGCUUUGGGAACCAGGAGGACGCGCAUGAGUUCCUGCGGUACACCAUCGACGCCAUGCAGAAGGCCUGCCUGAAUGGCUGCGCCAAGUUGGAUCGUCAAACGCAGGCUACUACCUUGGUCCAUCAAAUUUUUGGAGGGUAUCUCAGAUCACGUGUGAAGUGCUCCGUGUGCAAGAGCGUCUCGGACACCUACGACCCCUACUUGGACGUCGCGCUGGAGAUCCGGCAAGCUGCGAAUAUUGUGCGUGCUCUGGAACUUUUUGUGAAAGCAGAUGUCCUGAGUGGAGAGAAUGCCUACAUGUGUGCUAAAUGCAAGAAGAAGGUUCCAGCGAGCAAGCGCUUCACCAUCCACAGAACAUCCAACGUCUUAACCCUUUCCCUCAAGCGCUUUGCCAACUUCAGCGGGGGUAAGAUCACCAAGGAUGUAGGUUAUCCGGAAUUCCUCAACAUACGUCCGUAUAUGUCCCAGAAUAAUGGUGAUCCUGUCAUGUAUGGACUCUAUGCUGUCCUGGUGCACUCGGGCUACAGCUGCCAUGCCGGGCACUAUUACUGCUACGUGAAGGCAAGCAAUGGACAGUGGUACCAGAUGAAUGAUUCCUUGGUCCAUUCCAGCAAUGUCAAGGUGGUUCUGAACCAGCAGGCCUACGUGCUGUUCUAUCUGCGAAUUCCAGGCUCUAAGAAAAGUCCCGAGGGCCUCAUCUCCAGGACAGGCUCUUCCUCCCUUCCCGGCCGCCUGAGUGUGAUUCCAGAUCACUCCAAGAAGAACAUCGGCAAUGGGAUUAUUUCCUCCCCACUGACUGGAAAGCGACAAGACUCUGGGACGAUGAAGAAGCUGCACACCACUGAAGAGAUUGGUGUGCCCAUAUCCAGGAAUGGCUCCACCCUGGGCCUGAAGUCCCAGAACGGCUGUGUUCCUCCAAAGCUGCCCUCGGGGUCCCCUUCCCCCAAACUCUCCCAGACCCCCACACACAUGCCAACCAUCCUAGAUGACCCUGGAAAGAAGGUGAAGAAGCCAGCUCCUCCACAGCACUUUUCCCCCAGAACUGCUCAGGGGCUGCCUGGGACCAGCAACUUGAGUAGCAGCAGACCUGGGAGCCAAAGGCAGGGCUCCUGGGACAGCAGGGAUGUUGUCCUCUCUACCUCACCUAAGCUCCUGGCUACAGCCACUGCCAACGGGCAUGGGCCGAAGGGGAACGACGAGAGCACUGGCCUCGACAGGAGGGGCUCCAGCAGCUCCAGCCCAGAGCACUCGGCCAGCAGCGACUCCACCAAGGCCCCCCAGACCCCCAGGAGUGGAGCGGCCCAUCUCUGCGAUUCUCAGGAAACAAACUGUUCCACCACUGGCCACUCCAAAACGCUGCCAAGUGGAGCAGAUUCUAAGACGGUGAAGCUGAAGUCCCCUGUCCUGAGCAGCACCACCGCUGAGCCUGCAAGCACCAUGUCUCCUCCACCAGCCAAAAAACUGGCCCUUUCUGCCAAGAAGGCCAGCACCCUGUGGAGGGCGACCGGCAAUGACCUCCGUCCACCUCCCCCCUCACCAUCCUCCGACCUCACCCACCCCAUGAAAACCUCUCACCCCGUCGUUGCCUCCACUUGGCCCGUCCAUAGAGCCAGGGCUGUGUCACCUGCUCCCCAAUCAUCCAGCCGCCUGCAGCCCCCCUUCAGCCCCCACCCCACAUUGCUGUCCAGUACCCCCAAGCCCCCAGGGACAUCAGAACCACGGAGCUGCUCCUCCAUCUCGACGGCCCUGCCUCAGGUCAACGAGGACCUUGUGUCCCUUCCACACCAGCUGCCAGAGGCCAGUGAGCCCCCCCAGAGCCCCUCUGAGAAGAGGAAAAAGACCUUCGUGGGAGAGCUCCAGAGGCUGGGCUCAGAGACGCGCCUCCCACAGCACAUCAGGGAGGCCACUGCGGCUCCCCACGGGAAGAGGAAGAGGAAGAAGAAGAAGCACCCGGAGGACACAGCUGCCACUGCCCUGCAGGAGGGGCAGACACAGAGACAGCCUGGGAGCCCCGCGCACAGGAGGGAGGGCCAGGCACAGCUGCCCGCCGUCAGAUGGCAGGAAGAUGGCACACAGCCACAGGUGAAUGGCCAGCAGGUGGGAUGUGUUACGGAUGGCCACCACGCGAGCAGCAGGAAGCGGAGGAGGAAAGGAGCAGAAGGUCUUGGUGAAGAAGGCGGCCUGCACCAGGACCCACCUUGGCACAGCAGCCGCUCUCCCAUGGGUGACGGGGAUCCAGAGGCCAUGGAAGAGUCUCCAAGGAAAAAGAAAAAGAAAAAAAGAAAGCAGGAGCCACAGCGGGCGGUAGAAGAGGAUGGGCAUCUCGAAGGCCCAAGGAGUGCCAAGCCCCCAGAUGCUGCUGUCGCUGAGUCCAGCAGCCGCGCACCAUCUGCAAAUGGCUGGUGUCCUGGGGACCGCAUGGGGCUGAGCCAGGCCCCUCCUGUGUCUUGGAAUGGAGAGCGGGAGUCUGAUGUGGUCCAGGAACUGCUCAAAUACUCAUCUGAUAAAGCUUACGGGAGAAAAGUUCUGACCUGGGAUGGCAAGAUGUCGGCGGUCAGUCAGGAUGCUAUUGAAGACAGCAGACAGGCCCGGACUGAGACCGUGGUUGAUGACUGGGACGAAGAGUUUGACCGAGGGAAGGAAAAGAAAAUUAAAAAAUUUAAGAGAGAGAAGAGGAGAAACUUCAACGCCUUCCAGAAACUUCAGACUCGACGGAACUUCUGGUCUGUGACUCACCCGGCAAAGGCUGCCAGCCUCAGCUAUCGUCGCUGAUUGCCCCUGUGGAAGGAGCCUCCUGGAGACAAGGCGUCCCUUUCUGGGAGCUGUCAGUCUGGAUCUGAGGGAGCCCUCUAUGUGGGCUCUGCUGUGCUGUGAGCCUGUCACGGUAGGAGCUCUCCCGGUACCAGUGUCCACAGACCACCCAACGUAGAGGCUUUGAGGCUUCUCUAGAUCGGAACCUCUUUGGUGACAUUCCUGACCAGCCCUGCAAGAGAAACGACAGUGUGUGUGUGAGCAGAGGUGGCUGCACGCCUGCUGGACAUCUUUGCCGGGUUGUGCCUUCUCGUGUUUCAUAGACAGUGGUCUGUGCUGGCAGAGGCUACUGCCCCUGGUUGGGGCUAUCAAGAGAGUGGGGGAUGGUGGCCACACGUCCCCCAGGUGGUCUCCCGGUGCAUAGCUGGUGGCUCUGGGCAAGCCCUCCCUUGCUUCUCGGGGCUGACGCCACCAUUGUGUCCGAGCCCGCCCUCCCCUGCUUCCUCGGUGGGGCCCCUUCAUCUGUUGGCCUUACCUGUCCUCAGAAAGGAAGAGCUGACCCCACCCAGCCCCCUCUCCCUUUUAUGGAACUCGAGAGGGUGGCCCUACUGUGCACCCCUUCCUUGUGAGUAACUCUCAACUGUCCUGGAGUGCAGAGGCUGUUUGGGGUGGGAGGAGCCCUCGAUACCUGCGAAUACAUCUGCUUUCCAGGCUGCUGUUUAUUCUGAGACGACUGUGCUGUAGCUUCCCUUGCAGCUGCAAUAACCCGCAGGUCUUCACUGAGGUGGAGGCCUUGGGGUAGAAUUCUCCAUUUAUUUUACUACUUAAUACAAAACAUUUAUUUUUGACCAGUCCUGUGGCUUCCAUUAGCAAUAUGUUUCCUUUCCCAAAUAUGCAAAUAGUGGCUUUGUUUGCUCAAUUUUGUGAGUGCUUUGGAAUUUAAAUGAUUGUAUAACUCAAGAAGAUUACUUUUCUAUCUUGCUCAAGCUGUGCCUGCCAACUUGUAAUUUAAUAAAUACAGGAAAUCCUCAGAGAAGGUGAUAUUUUCAAGAAAAAGACAGAUGCCCUCAUAGUAGUGGGAAGUGUGAAGGUGACCGUGAACAUCCUUCCUCAUCGAGUCUGUCCCCGUCGUUUCCUCCCGGAGUCGUCGCAGGUGGAGAUGGAUGUGGUGUUGUACUUAGACCUCCUUCAGUGUGGCUCUGCUGGGCCAGAGGCGUCCUGCUGUCCCGGGUGGCUGCCCCGCUGUCUGCACCCCCUCUCCCUGGGGCAGCUUUGCUUCCUGCCCCUGGGCUUGGGGCCUGGGGGGUUACUGGCAUGUAGAUGGAAUCGCUUUUUUAAUAUGGGAAGAUACAUUUAUUUUUUUCCAUGUGGGUGGGUGUCUCUUUUUGGAUUUUCUUCUGUUUUUACGUUUCUCUUCUUAGAAGGGUGGGAGAGAAUCAAGCUCCUGCGGCCACCUCUGUCCCAGCAGCAGUGAGUGGAGGUCUGCCUUGAGCUGCUCAGGGUGCCCUCUCCUGCGGACCGAUCUCUGAAUGUUCAAAGAUGAGGGCCUGGCUUCCGUGCUCUGGCUUUGUAACUUAUCUGGGAGGGAAAACACAUGCCUUCACGGACAGUGUAUGUUCCUUUUCUUCUCGGGGUGUUGACUUGCAUUCCUGUGUGAACUGUUCCCUCUGCCAUGUUUUUCAUGUAAUGUUCUGUAGUUGAAAAUGUUAGUUGUCUGCUAGCACAGAAUUUAUCUCCUUCCUUUCUCUCCCUUCUCUCCUCCAAAUCAGUCUCUUCCCUUCUCCACUAGUUAACUGUAAAACCUUUUCCUGAGGUACAUAUAUUCGUUAACUCUUGGGCAGUGGUGAGCACGAGAUGACUUUCUGCAGCGUUUAUCACUGUUGGGUGGAGUCACGUCCCUUCCCUCCACAGAAGUCAUCAACCAGAUAGGGAAGGGAAAGAUGAGGCCCAGAAAACGAGUUCAAACUCUAGGUCAUAUGCACGUUAUGUAAGUAAAUACCAAUAACCCAAGCCUUUGUCGUAGCAGUCACUUGGUUGACUUAGUAUCUGGGUCUGUUUAAUUUUGUGCUCGGGAAUGGAGCUGGAGGGAGUGGGGCCUGUGUACAGCAGCUACCUCUCCCAGGUCCUCUCACUCACCUGCCCGACGUCCUGGUUGCAUGGCCGCACCUGUCUGUGUGCAGAGGUCUAUGUCCCAUCCUCUGCACCUCCUCUCCUGGGGCCUGGGGAGUCCCACAUGUUGCCAAGAUCUUGGUGCAAUAAAAUACUCUGUUUUUGUGA
Molecule: messenger RNA, 6552 nt
Organism: Nomascus leucogenys (northern white-cheeked gibbon)
Lineage: Eukaryota; Metazoa; Chordata; Mammalia; Primates; Hylobatidae
Gene: USP36
Product: ubiquitin specific peptidase 36
Exons: 19
Coding region: 922-4296 (1124 amino acids)
Biological process (GO): protein deubiquitination; regulation of apoptotic process
Cellular component (GO): nucleus; cytosol
Molecular function (GO): cysteine-type deubiquitinase activity; cysteine-type endopeptidase activity
Source: RefSeq, a predicted model, not a curated record